Messenger RNA from Geosmithia morbida, 1359 nucleotides. RefSeq names its product 26S proteasome regulatory subunit T2. Gene Ontology annotation, cellular component: proteasome regulatory particle, base subcomplex. Bases 1 to 1359 code for a protein of 452 amino acids. NCBI's taxonomy places the organism in Eukaryota, Fungi, Ascomycota, Sordariomycetes, Hypocreales, Bionectriaceae. Gene Ontology annotation, biological process: proteasome-mediated ubiquitin-dependent protein catabolic process. The transcript is spliced from 3 exons. The record is from RefSeq and is a predicted model, not a curated record. Gene Ontology annotation, molecular function: ATP hydrolysis activity; proteasome-activating activity; ATP binding.
AUGGGUGGUGGACAGGAUGGAAGGGACGAGAAGGACAAGAAGAAGGAUAAGCCAAAGUACGAGCCGCCUCCACGCCCGACGACGCGUAUCGGCCGCAAGAAGAAGAAGGUAGCCGGGUCUAGCGCGGCCCAGAAGCUGCCGGCCGUGUACCCGACGGGACGGUGCAAGCUCCGUCUGCUGCGCAUGCAGCGGAUCCACGACCACCUCCUGCUGGAGGAGGAGUACGUGGAGAACCAGGAGCGGCUGCGCAAGGCCAAGGCCGUGAAGGAAGGGUCUACACAGGGGGCCGACGCCGCCGACGACGACCGCCUGGCCGACGAGCGUGGCCGGGUCGACGAUAUGCGCGGCAGCCCCAUGGGCGUGGGCACGCUCGAAGAGCUCAUUGACGACGACCAUGCCAUCGUCAGCAGCACUACGGGGCCGGAGUACUACGUUGGCAUCAUGAGUUUCGUCGACAAGGACCUGCUCGAGCCCGGCGCGAGCGUGCUCCUGCACCACAAGAGCGUCAGCAUCGUCGGCGUGUUGACCGACGACGCCGAUCCCAUUGUCAGCGUCAUGAAACUUGACAAGGCCCCUACCGAGUCGUACGCCGACAUUGGCGGUCUCGAACAGCAGAUCCAGGAGGUCAGGGAGUCGGUCGAGCUGCCCCUCCUCCACCCGGAAAUGUACGAGGAGAUGGGUAUCAAGCCCCCCAAGGGUGUCAUCCUCUACGGUGCCCCCGGAACGGGCAAAACGCUGCUUGCAAAGGCCGUUGCCAAUCAGACUUCGGCGACCUUCCUGCGCAUCGUCGGCAGUGAGCUCAUACAAAAAUACCUGGGUGAUGGACCCAGGCUGGUGCGACAGUUGUUUACAGUUGCUGGUGAAAAUGCCCCGUCCAUCGUAUUCAUCGACGAGAUCGACGCCAUCGGUACGAAGCGAUACGACUCGACAUCGGGAGGCGAGCGCGAGGUGCAGCGGACCAUGCUGGAGCUCCUUAACCAGCUAGACGGCUUUGACGACCGCGGCGACGUCAAGGUCAUCAUGGCCACCAACAAGAUCGACACGCUGGACCCUGCCCUGAUCCGCCCCGGCCGUAUCGACCGCAAGAUCCUGUUUGAGAACCCGGACCAGAACACGAAGCGCAAGAUCUUUACGCUGCACACGUCCAAGAUGAACCUCAGCGAAGAUGUAGACCUGGAAGAAUUCAUUGCGCAAAAGGACGACCUGUCGGGUGCUGACAUCAAGGCCAUCUGCUCCGAGGCGGGCAUGAUGGCCCUGAGAGAGCGCAGGAUGCGCGUCCAGAUGACCGACUUCCGGUCGGCUCGCGAGCGCGUGCUCAAGACCAAGCAGGAGGGUGAGCCUGAGGGUCUGUAUCUGUAA